UGGUGACGUGUGACGUACGUUUUGUUUGCGGAGCGCGCCAAACAGGGCCAUCAACAGUAGUAAUCGCAGUGGCUUAAACUCUGGAACCCUUUUGCUCAGCUUGGCGUAAUAUUCAUGCUUGGUAGGAUAUAUGGCUUCUACAAGUAAAGCGCCGCUACAGACCAGAAAUUUACCAUGGGUUGAAAAAUACAGACCACAGACACUUGAUGAUCUGAUUUCACACAAAGAUAUUCUGAGCACUAUCCAAAAGUUUAUCAGUGAGGACAAGCUUCCACACCUUUUGUUCUAUGGCCCACCUGGAACAGGAAAAACCUCAACCAUACUCGCUUCUGCCAGGCAGCUGUACAAAGAGAAGGAGUUCAACUCUAUGGUGUUGGAGCUCAAUGCAUCUGAUGACAGAGGUAUUGAUGUAGUACGAGGUCCCAUUCUGAGUUUUGCCAGCACCAGGACCAUCUUCAAGAAGGGCUUCAAGUUGGUGAUACUGGACGAGGCCGAUGCCAUGACCCAGGAUGCCCAGAAUGCAUUGCGUCGAGUCAUUGAGAAGUUCACAGAAAACACUCGAUUCUGUCUCAUUUGCAACUACCUUUCCAAGAUCAUCCCCGCCCUGCAAUCUCGCUGCACCAGGUUCCGCUUUGGUCCGCUUUCGCCAGACCAGAUGAUCCCUCGGUUGGAGCACGUUAUCCAGCAGGAGAAUAUUGACAUCACGCCAGAUGGAAUGAAGGCUAUUGUGACCUUAUCAACAGGUGACAUGAGAAGAUCGCUCAACAUACUGCAGAGCACCAGUAUGGCCUAUGGGAAGGUCACAGAAGACACAGUGUACACCUGCACAGGGCACCCCCUCCGCUCAGAUAUAGCCAACAUCCUCGACUGGUGCCUCAACAAAGACUUUACUUCAGCGUACAACCAAAUCCUUGAGCUGAAGACUCUGAAAGGUUUGGCUUUGCAUGAUAUUCUCACUGAGGUUCAUCUGCUUGUACACAGAGUGGAUUUUCCUCCCGCUAUUCGGAUUAGUCUGCUCAUCAAGUUGGCCGACGUAGAACAUCGGCUUGCAUCGGGAACCAGCGAGAAGAUCCAGCUGAGCUCCAUGGUUGCAGCUUUCCAGGCAGUGAGAGAGCUCGUGGUCAGCGAAGCACCUUAGAUACAGUAAUGCAACGAUGGUCUUUUUCCACAGUGGGGUGGGGGGGGGCGGCAGUGUAAAAGAUGUCUGGAACAAUGCUAGCAGCUAUCUGACUCACUCACAUCUGCAUACAGAACCAAGAUGGAAGUCGAUCAGCACAGUGGAAAAACGAAACAAAAGAUCCUUUUGGCACUUUUGAUUUAAAAGGUGGACUUGAAAAAUCCUAUUUUCAGUUUAGUAUCACUGCAACCAGGUAAUCAGUUCAUUGUCCAAAAAAAAGUCAUUGAACAUGUGUAUGUUUUAAUCAGUUUAAUAAAACCCUUUCUUAUAAGUCCA
Maylandia zebra (zebra mbuna) is the source of this 1453-nucleotide messenger RNA. It is a transcript of the gene rfc5, whose product is annotated as replication factor C (activator 1) 5. Gene Ontology annotation, molecular function: DNA binding; ATP binding; DNA clamp loader activity. Lineage: Eukaryota; Metazoa; Chordata; Actinopteri; Cichliformes; Cichlidae. Gene Ontology annotation, cellular component: DNA replication factor C complex; nucleus. Gene Ontology annotation, biological process: DNA repair; DNA-templated DNA replication. The record is from RefSeq and is a predicted model, not a curated record.